GCGUUGUUUUUCUGUCAUAAGUCAUCAAAUCAGCUGUGUAUCACACACAGGGAACAUGUACAUAAUAAAUGUGCGUAUUAAAUUAUUCGUGUGAAAAUGUCCACUGAUAAAGAAACUCGAUGUUUAUGAUAAAUUCAUUGUCAAAGAGCAAUGGCGCGGCGGAGCGGCAGCGGGAUAACUAGCCUGGGGUUUAACCAGGACCAAGGCUGCUUCACUUGCUGCCUCACAUCAGGCCUGCGCGUCUACAAUGUGGAACCGCUCGUGGAGAAAGCACAUUACAGCAAAGAAGAGCUCGGCGAGGUGUCCCUCUGCGAGAUGGUGUUUCGCACCAACUGGCUCCUAGUGGUCAAGGCGAGGCGGCCAUGCGCGCUGCUGUUGCUGGACGACCAGCAAAGGGCAUUCCGGGCCGAGGUGCUCUUCAAGUCGCCAAUACGGGCGCUACGAGCGCGGCGUGAUAAAGUGGCAGUAGUGUUGUCGUCAAGCAUACAAGUCCUGUCUCUGCCGUCGCUGCAACGGGUCGCUCUAGUCAGGACUCCAACCGGCUCGCGUCCCCUGUGCGCAUUAUCCACCGAGUCGGGGGCAGCGCUGCUCGCCGCGCCUGCGCCGAGAAAAGGCUCAGCGCAGCUGCUGGAUGUGUCCCGGGCGGUAAAAGGUGCCCAAUCGAGCUCCCCAGCGGUCCUAGGCUGCCAUCAGAGCGAGCUAGUAUGCAUAGGUCUCUCGGCAAACGGCGCGAAGCUGGCUACGGCGUCGGCGAGGGGAACCAUCAUACGGCUGUGGGAUACCGCGUCGAAGCAAAUGCUGCACGAACUGAGGCGGGGGUCUGAUUACGCUAACGUUUAUUGUAUAAAGUUCAACCCCGGGGGCACUCUCGUAUGCUGCGUGUCGGACACGGGCACGCUGCACGUGUGGGCGGCGCGCGGCAGCUCCGCGCACGCGCACGUGGCGGCCGCCGGCGCCGCGCCCGACACGCGCGCGCUGUGCGCCUUCGCGGGGGACGACCAGGCUGUUGUCAUAUGUGAAGACGGCACGUUCCACAAGUUUACUUUCUCGGCCGAGGGCAGCUGCCACCGGAGCGAAUUUGAGUACUUCAUGCAAGUGGGCGAUGAUGACGAGUUUCUGCAAUGAUACAGCUUUCACCUACAAUGUUUUUGGCAAAAACUGUUUAUAAAUAAAAAGUGAAAACAGCAGAUAGAUCCGAAAGUGUCAUAAGAUAAUCGGAUAAGUGUGCAAUCUUUGCAAUUAUAUAAGUAAACAAAUCGUGUCCAUUUAUUUACUUUAAUUUUAUACGAAUGUCAGUAACCUAAUAGUUUUUGUAUAUUUUAUUCCUUAAUCUUUGUGUAAAUAUUUCUAGUACGAGAAUAUAACAUUCUUGUAAAUUAUUAAUGUGUCUACCAAUUAUAAAUAUUACAUAUAGUUGUUCAAUAAUUGUCAAAAAUGUGUUCUAUGUAAAACAACACAAGGUUUUCGAUUUUUAUAGAUUCAAAGAAAACCUAUGUUUAGAUUAAUAUAAACAUGUGAUCUAGGGCUUUUAAAGUUAGGUUUAAUAAAAGACGAGCUCUAUUAUUUCGCUAUGGCAAUAAAAAUGAGUGAAUGAAAACUAUUGAAUGAAUGGUUUUAAGGGAAUGUAAUUGAAUGAUUAAAUGAGUCGCUUAGGCGUAUAUGAUACCAUAUUUUAGUUAUUUUGCAUUCCUAUUUUUCAUACUCAUUUUGACAACGAUUCAUAUAUGUCACGGUUUUUUAAGAAUGUAUUCGAAUAAAUGGAGAUUCGAAAAACGUGACGCAAUUUCAUACAUAGGUUUGCAAAUAUUGUAAUUGAGUGAAAGGUUUUCAUUAAGUUUCCUUACAAAUAUAAUCAUUUUUCUUAUUUUUAUUUAGUUUGAACCAAAAAUUGUGAUAUAGAAUCAGUUUUAAUUUUUAAUUUUGUAAUCUGUGUUCACGAUAAUAAAUUAAUAACUAUACUCAUCAUAGCUCAAUUUUUUUUUUCUAUUGUACCGUCUUGCAUUUGCUCAUGUUAAUGGUAAAUAGAAAAUUAAAGCUAUCACUUUUGCCGUCAAAUUAUUUUAUACAAAGAAAUAUGUAUUAUUUGUUUUAGUGGCAAUCACUACUUAUUCAUUUGUAAAAACACUUUCUUCUAAUGUCAUGUAUACACUCGUAUUAUUUACCAGCGAUUCUUUAAAAUGCAUCUUAAAAGGUAAAAAAUUAUAACAUUAAAAACUUUCGCGUUUUGAACACAUUAAAUCACAUUUACAAUCGAAAAAUCGGUAAAUAAAGGUAACAAAAUAAAUUCGCGAUAGACCCGAUUGUAAAUGUGAUUUAAUAUGGGUAAAAAAUUGCCGGUCAAAAACGACAGUGUAAAGACCUUAAGAGGAAAGGGGGCGACCUCGUGAGACCGCUCCUCCAUACAAACGUAGUCACGAUUUUCCUCUCUGGAUAUAACAUUAUAGAGAAUAUCUACGUUUUAUGGAGAAUGGAACUGUCGUCCACUAUCCUCUUUAUUAUCUCAAUUGUUAAAGGUAUUACUGUGACUAUGUAAAUACAUAUAUGGUCGGUUAUUAUAGUUUUUAUACAAUUGUAGCAAGAAAUUCUAAUCAAUUGCUGUUAGCUUUGUGGCAACUCAUGUAUACUGUUGUCAUUUUGUUUUAAAAAAAAAACAUUGGGGUAAUUACGGAAAUUGUAAUAUUGAAAAUUGCUAAUAUCUACGUACAAUCACUAAUCCGGCACAUGCUGACACAAGAGAGCCGGAUUACUAGAAGUUAGAACAAAUCUGCAUAUUAUUGAUGUGUUUUUUAGUAUGUCGUAGAAAUACACUUGAAAAUACUAAAUUCAUAGUAACUUAACCAUUUAUAAAGAGAUUGGAGGGUGAAAAUGUAAGCGCACAUAGUAAAUUAGGACAUAGAAUGAUCAUUCGUAUCCCAAUUUUAGUGCCGGAUUACUGGGUAUACCUGACCAUCAAAGUGCAAUUAUCGAGAUUUUACUGUAUUGGGAGCACUGCAUACUUUGGCAACACUUACGCUUCUGCAAUGGUCAUCAAGGCAUCUUGCUCACCGUUGCUACAGUAUAAAGUGCUAGAAGUUUAGUAGAUACCUGCAAUUUUUAAAAUUACCCCCCAUUCAAAGUUAUCCCAAUGCACUUUAAUGUAUCAAUGUAUCAUUAUAUAAAGUUUCACAUUCAAAUUUUGUUUUUAAAUCAUAUACUUCGUUUUUAGCAUUAGAUAGAACUCCACAGAAAUAGGCGUGCAGUUUUUAUCAGGCUAAUAAUAAUGGAAUUAUCUAAUGUAGCAUGGCCAAUACUUUUAUUUACUUCAAAAUUUGACUGCAAAAAUUGCGCGGUUCAACCUCAUACUUAUUUCUGCGAAGUUCUUUCUAAUGCUAAAAAACGAAGUAUACGUAUCUACGUAUACUUCGGUAUCUACCCGGGUCCACACAGAGCGAGCAUACCAGCGAGGCAAUUGUAGACAUGCCUCGCGCGCGCCGCCUCGGCCGAGGCACGUCUACACCGGCCGUUUUGCCUCGCGCGUAUGCUCGCUUUGUGUGGACCCGGCUGAUACCUACAAAAAUUACAGUUUGAUUAGUGAUUACACUAAUUUGUCAUAAAAAAAUACAUUGCAUAGCAACUUUUUGAUAGUCAACAACUUGGGAGUGGUGCAGCAGCAGAAGUUGCUAAGCGGGCGAGGAGUUCAAAAUGAUCUUGACGCGACUUUAUUGUUAAGAGAUUAAGAGUCGAGGUAAUUUUGAACAUCUCGCCCGCUUAACAACUUCUGCUGUUAACUGUAUAUCCAAGUACUAAGUAAGAACUAUUGAUUUGAAUGCUUUGAAAAGCACAUUUUAAAUGUAAAUACAAUGUCAUGGAGUUUCAGACUUAUUUUUUUACAAAAUUGCAUGCAACAGGGACUCCACUGUUUUGUACAAAGUUUUAGGGGUGCUCCGUGCGGAGUGUUCCCAAAUAGGUUAUUUUGGAAAUUCUAAAAUAAAAACUUCUUUAUAUUAA
Cydia strobilella is the source of this 3987-nucleotide messenger RNA. RefSeq names its product WD repeat domain phosphoinositide-interacting protein 4-like. Gene Ontology annotation, molecular function: phosphatidylinositol-3,5-bisphosphate binding; protein binding; phosphatidylinositol-3-phosphate binding. The record is from RefSeq and is a predicted model, not a curated record. Bases 151 to 1125 code for a protein of 324 amino acids. NCBI's taxonomy places the organism in Eukaryota, Metazoa, Arthropoda, Insecta, Lepidoptera, Tortricidae. Gene Ontology annotation, biological process: autophagy of mitochondrion; nucleophagy; protein localization to phagophore assembly site. The transcript has 8 exons. Gene Ontology annotation, cellular component: cytosol; extrinsic component of membrane; phagophore assembly site membrane.